Messenger RNA from Monascus purpureus, 585 nucleotides. The record is from the annotation of a GenBank genome assembly. NCBI's taxonomy places the organism in Eukaryota, Fungi, Ascomycota, Eurotiomycetes, Eurotiales, Aspergillaceae.
AUGCGAACAUCCUGUAUACUAGAGUCAUGUCGGCUCGCGCUGCGCAUAGGCCUCCAUCGUGACCCGUUCCACUGGCCGAAUAUUCUCCCCUUGGAGGCUGAAUUCCGACGUCGACUCUGGAUCACACUAUAUCAUAUGGACUUCUGUACGAACACGCAAGUCCGGCUGCCACGAAUCAUCAACGACUCACAGUGUGAUGCACAGCCGCCUGCAAACUUGUCGGACGAUGGCCUAAGCUUCAAGCGUCAUGAAGUGCCACCAGAGCGGCCGUUGACUGAUCCAACACCGCUCUCGCACCUUAUCCAACGGCAGACCAUUAACAAGGUGGCCGCAGAGAUGUGCGACGCAGCGGAAGCAGGACCACAGUCAUCCGCCACAGAUGAGGUGCUCAGCGCCAAAGUAGACCGUGCUAUUAAUUCCAUCCCUGAGCAAUCAAAGUAUCGAUCUCUCGAGACAUCCAUUGCGGACAACCCCGCUACGAUCCUGCACCGAAUAUUCAUUGAUAUUCUCAUCAACAAGGCUGUCUAUCUCCUUCAUCGACGGGGCUUUAUGAAGGGCUCCGUGGAAGAAGAAACCACGAGCUGA